UCCAGCAUUGCAGAUCAGAUACUCGGAAGACUUAGACUGAGACUCUGACGCCAACAUGUUGUUGUUCCUCUGCUUGUUUGUUGUCACUCUGGGUGCUGUGUCUCCAUCAGAUGUCCAUCCAGUGAAGCUGCAGCGCGGCAACUGUCCCAUGUUCUGGUGGAGCUUCAAUGGCCGCUGCUACAAGUACGUCGCCUCACGUUUGACCUGGGCUGAUGCAGAACUCCACUGUGUGUCACAGGGAGCCAACCUGGUGGCUAUCCACAGUGUGGAAGAACAUAACUUUGUCAAUUCCCUGAUCAAUAACUUUGACCCUGCCCGAGGAUAUACGUGGAUUGGAAUCAGCGACACAGCGAAAGAAGGAGGAUGGACGUGGUCUGAUGGGUCUGCAGUUGACUUCGUCCUUUGGGAUGCAGGACAGCCAGACAACGCUGGAGGACAUGAAAACUGUGGACACACAAACUAUGGCCCAAAAUUGAAAUGGAAUGAUUAUCCGUGUUCUAAGCUGUUUACUUUUGUUUGUGAAACUCGCUUAGUUUGUCCUUAGCAACUAAGAUGUUUUUUUCUGAUUAAACUCAAGGACUUUCCAAGACUGCAAGAUAAAUCUAAAAAUGUUCAUGUUUAUGUAUACAGAAAUCAUUUCACUAACUUUCAUUUUUGCAUGUUGAACAAAUGUCUCAAAUUUUUCUUUUUUUCUUACUGACCCAUAGAAAAUUUUAUAGAUUUAGCAGAAAACGUAUGUUAACUCUAGUGAAUAAUGAAUGGAAAAAAUGCUAUCUCAGAUGUAACUCAUAAAUAAAGGUAUACUUUGAUGACAAUAAUGUUGUUGUGUUUUUUAAAGAGGUUCAAAACUCUUUUGGAUCUCCACCAAAAGAUUUUAUGUUAUAUCUUUGAGUCUGUUGUUAAGAUCCAGGCCAUGUA
This is a messenger RNA of Dicentrarchus labrax (European seabass), 918 nucleotides long. RefSeq names its product lactose-binding lectin l-2-like. The transcript has a single exon. The coding region runs from base 56 to 544 and encodes 162 amino acids. Lineage: Eukaryota; Metazoa; Chordata; Actinopteri; Moronidae. Gene Ontology annotation, molecular function: signaling receptor activity. The record is from RefSeq and is a predicted model, not a curated record.